AAACUGUCCUCCCGGUUCAUCUCUUUAAAAUAUUUUUUCAUCUUGCCGUUGAAGCUGGGGAGUCGAGGGGUUAUUAUUUUCCCCCCACUUAUCUUUCUUUCUCCCCUUUGCGGAACUUGUGGAGGAAGCGCCUGAAUCCUCUCGCUUUCCGAACUCUCACCUCCUUUUUAGAAAUUGCAAUUUAGCGAACCUACCUGCUCUUAUUUUAUUUUUAUUUUUUUAAAGCAUCAGCCGCGUUCCUUUUUUUCCCCCUCCUUUCCUUGGUGCUGAAACUCUCUUUUUCUCGUCGUUUGGACUCCGGCCACGGAAAAGGGGGACAGGAAAAGAGGAGAAGAAACACCAUGAAGUGUUAAAAAAAAGACAGACAGACAGCAAGAAAACCAAACAAUCCUUUUCAAACCAACGAGGAACUGCUAAGGAACCUUUUUCCCUAUAAAACUGCGGUUGCGAAGCUGCAGAGAGAGAGAGAGAAAGAGAGAGAGGGAAGAGAGAGAGCCACGAGCGCGCACAGGAGAAAGGGGAGGGAAGAGAGAGUGAGAGAGAGGGGAGGGGGGGGAGAAGAGAGAAAGAAAAACGAAAGAAACCCAGGCGGCCGGAUGCAAAAGGCGAGCAAAUAGCACGAGCGAGGAGGCAGCCAGGCACGGCCGCUCACGGGUUGCCGGCUGCAGCCGAGCGGGCUCUUUGUCAGGGGAGCCUCCGAGCCCGGGGUGCGAGGCGCUGCUGCUGCUGCUGCUGGCUGAUCCCGGCUCGCCCAGGCGCCGGCAGAGCGAGCGAGCGAGCGGAGGAGGAGGAGGCGGCGGCGAGGGAGCCGGACAGCAGCUUCCCGAGGCUUCUGCGAGCCGACCAGCAAACUGGCUCAUCCGCUGGCAAGUCAGAGCAGCCCCCUGGCUCCGGGAGCGCACCCUUUCUGGAGGACGGGCGGCGGUGGCGGCGGCGGUGUUGGCGGCGGCGGUGGCAAAAGGAUGGCAUCGGACCUGGCCCUGCACAGCGCCGACCUGCCCACUAGUCCCUUGGCCAUGGAAUAUGUUAAUGACUUCGAUCUGAUGAAGUUUGAAGUGAAAAAGGAGCCGGUGGAGACGGACCGCAUCAUCAGCCAGUGCGGCCGCUUGAUCGCUGGGGGAUCGCUCUCGUCCACCCCGAUGAGCACGCCGUGCAGCUCGGUGCCUCCCUCGCCCAGCUUCUCGGCCCCCAGCCCGGGCUCCGGCGGCAGCGACCAAAAGACCCACUUGGAAGACUACUACUGGAUGACCGGCUACCCGCAGCAGCUCAACCCGGAGGCCCUGGGCUUCAGCCCGGAAGACGCCGUGGAAGCGCUGAUCAACAACAGCCACCACCAGCUCCAGAACGCGGCGGCCGCGGCCGGCUUCGAAGGCUAUGCGAGAGGGCAGCAGCUGUCCGUGGGCGGCGGCGGAGGAGGAGGCGGCGGAGGAGGCGGAGGAGGCGGCGGAUCGGGGGGAUCCAUGCCGCCGGACGAGAUCGGCUCGGCGGCCGCCGUGGUGUCGGCGGUGAUCGCGGCCGCCGCGGCGCAGCAACAGCAACAGCAGAACGGCGGCGCGCCCCAUUAUCACCACCACCAUCACCAUCACCCGCCCGGCCACCACCACCACCAUCAUCCGCAGCCGCAACCGCCGGGCAGCGUGCCGUCUUCGGCCAGCAGCACUAGCAGCAGCAGCAGCGGCGGCAGCGGGGGAGGCGGCGGGGGCCUCCACCACCAGCACCACGGUGGCAGCGGCGGCGGCGGCGGCUUGCAUUUCGACGACCGCUUCUCGGACGAGCAGCUGGUGACCAUGUCGGUGCGAGAACUCAACCGGCAGCUGCGGGGCGUCAGCAAGGAAGAGGUGAUCCGGCUGAAACAGAAACGACGGACCCUGAAAAACCGGGGCUACGCGCAGUCCUGCCGCUUCAAGCGGGUCCAGCAACGGCACGUCUUGGAAUCGGAGAAGAACCAGUUGCUCCAACAAGUGGAACAUCUGAAGCAGGAAAUCUCCAGGCUGGUCCGGGAGAGGGACGCCUACAAGGAAAAAUACGAGAAAUUGGUCAGCAGCGGGUUCCGGGAAAACGGAUCCAGCAGCGACAAUCCCUCUUCUCCAGAAUUUUUCAUGUAUCCAAGAGAAUCGUCUACAACGGUGAUGUGAGAGUUUCCUGUUGCCUGGAGCCUGAUAAGAUAACACGAUGCUGGUUUUGCAGAUGGCUUACAACGACUUCCUGGCAUGAAGAGUAAAGCUACAAAGCACAAAACAAUGGGGAAAAAAUAAAAACCUACAGACAAAUGAACUUGGAAUAGAACAAGGGAAAAAAAGUGAAUUUUCAUGGCGUCGAAGAAUUCUUUAUUUUUCCUCAAGUUUUCUUUUCUUAAAAAAUAAACAAAAAUAAACAAAAGGAACUAAGACAGUCACAGGAACCAUUUCUCUUCAGGUGACAGUACUCAAGCAUGUUCUUUUAUUACAUUUAAGUUGGGAAAAAGAAAAGAAAAAGAAAAACUGAAUGAACAUAGUGCUGAGUGAACUGGGCCAAUAGUGAUGGUAUUUGCUGUACAUCAAACUUUCCUUAAAAUUCUCAACCUUUAAUCCCUCUGGUUAUUUACACCCUACGUGUUUGUAAAGAAACGAGUUCACCCUGCAGUAUUUAGAGAAUGGUUUGCAAAUGUAUCUUUUAAUAUCAUAUUUUAUGGAUAUUGUACUAUAUAUAUUUAACUAGAAUGGGUGUAACCACCUUGAAGAUUGAGAAUCUUCUCCUUUUAGGCAAAGUGGUUUUCAUUUGCUAUCAAGAAGACUUUUCGAUUAUUUAAUACUUGGGAUUGUUUUACUGAACAUUUAAGUGCAGA
Molecule: messenger RNA, 2824 nt
Organism: Thamnophis elegans (Western terrestrial garter snake)
Lineage: Eukaryota; Metazoa; Chordata; Lepidosauria; Squamata; Natricidae
Gene: MAF
Product: MAF bZIP transcription factor
Exons: 3
Coding region: 963-2135 (390 amino acids)
Biological process (GO): regulation of transcription by RNA polymerase II
Cellular component (GO): nucleus
Molecular function (GO): DNA-binding transcription factor activity, RNA polymerase II-specific; RNA polymerase II cis-regulatory region sequence-specific DNA binding
Source: RefSeq, a predicted model, not a curated record